AUGCUUCACGACCUCCUCAUGGAGCUGAACCUGAUGAGCACAUUCGAAGCGGCUAAGAACUCGACACUUUUGGCGAUGAAUGACGAUGCUUUCGAAUACCUCGCGAACUGGGGGAUGAACCUCAGCUCGAUAGAUCCAGAGCUUGCAAGAGGGAUCAUGAAGUAUCAUUUCCUAGAUGGUUUUUACACUUCAACGAAUCCCCUGUUGGGAAUGGAGACGCAGCUGAUUCAUUCCGUUCUCCGUCCGCCUAUUUUCACAAACGUUUCGGACGGUGCCGUGGUCAAGCUGACGGCUGCCGAUAAUGAAAACCCAUUUCGGGUAGAAUGCGGGAUCCAGAAGGUUUUGCCCAUCGUCGAAGCGGACAUCUACUACGACUCAGGCGUCUUGCACACCAUCAGCGAGAACCUCGUCCUUCCGCACAAUCUGUCAGAAACGACAAACUUGGGAAAUCUUGAAAAGUUCUGGAGCCUCGUCCAAAAGGCUCAAAUGAGCGAGCUUUUGGAAUCCUUCCGAGACACGACGAUUAUGUUGCCAAGCAAUGAAGCGAUGGAGAAAUACAAAUUUCAUCUUGAAUCUCUCGGCCCAGCGGACCUCCGGACUACCAUCAACAACCACGUAAUCCCGAACCGUGUUUUGUACCACACGAACUUCAGAGCGGGCAGCGAGGAGGUCACAGCAGUGAGCGGGCUUAAGCUCAAGUUAAGCCGUGACUCCGUGGACCGCCUCUUUGUCAACCAUGCGCAAGUUCUGAAGCAGGACGUGCUCAUCUACGGCGGGGUUUCACAGGUGUUGGACAACGUGCUUCUAGCUCUGACUUGA
This is a messenger RNA of Colletotrichum chrysophilum, 819 nucleotides long. RefSeq lists its product as uncharacterized. The record is from RefSeq and is a predicted model, not a curated record. The transcript is spliced from 2 exons. Lineage: Eukaryota; Fungi; Ascomycota; Sordariomycetes; Glomerellales; Glomerellaceae. Bases 1 to 819 code for a protein of 272 amino acids.